AUGGAACGGCAGGUGUACCAAACAACUUCUGAGUGGGAUGAUCCAGCGAAGGAUCGCUUUAAAUACAACCCUGCUUUUCUUCGAGAUAAACAUGGCAUUUUUAAGAUUAUUGAAAUAAUUCUGACCAUUUGCGCCUUCAUUUGUGUUGGGUCGCACUUUACUUUUCGUGACAGUGGCUCCGGUGGAUGGAUUAAUUUCACGUUGUCGCUCUCUCUCAUCAUCUCCCUCUUCUUCUUCUUCGGCUAUCUCUUCAACCUCAUUCCCUUCCUUCCCGGACCAUGGGCUAUCAUUGACUUCGUUUGCCAAUGCCUUCUCGCCUUCCUCAUCCUCAUCUCGAUGAUUGUCGCCGCGGCAUUUUCUCCCUACUCCUCUGCGGCGAUUGCAGCAGCGCUGUCUUGCCAACAACUUGAGUGGCUCGUUUUCGCCAGGGUGUCACGAGAUUUGGCAGCCGUGACUCUCGCCUGCGAAUCGAACGCCUCUUUUUCUUCGGGCAGACUCGUGUUCUGCGCAUUCUUGUCGUUGUGCUAUCUCAUUGAGACUCUGAUUCGAUUCUCCGUUAAACGCGAGGGUGAUAGAAUGGUUAUUACCACCCAUGGCGUCUUUCGAAGCAGUACAUCUGGUGGCGCUGCCUUUCAACGAGCACCCACAGAACCUGCUACCGAUGGCUACGGAAUGCCUUGA
This is a messenger RNA of Echinococcus granulosus, 681 nucleotides long. Its product is annotated as marvel-containing potential lipid raft-associated protein. Gene Ontology annotation, cellular component: membrane. Lineage: Eukaryota; Metazoa; Platyhelminthes; Cestoda; Cyclophyllidea; Taeniidae. Bases 1 to 681 code for a protein of 226 amino acids. The record is from RefSeq and is a predicted model, not a curated record. The transcript has 5 exons.